AUGUCCCUGCUCCUUCCUCCGCCUUCCCUCUCCCGUUGCCUUCGCACAACGCCACAUCCAUCUGCCGUCCAUGGCGGAAGCUCCUUUUUCCGAUGUAAAGCAUCAUGGCAAGAGGUCGCCGGCGUUUUGGUAUUCUCGGCGAUUCCUUUCACGGCGGUGAAAACCAUAGCCAACAGUCCACUCGGACAGUCACUCCAGAGGCGAAUGGAGGAGAAGAAGCAGCUAUAUCAGCAAAAUUCGUCGAAAUUGAAGGUGCUUUCCGACAAGGCACGAGCUGAGAGCAUGUGGUAUGGAGAGGAUCGCCCUCGCUGGCUUGGUCCGAUCUCAUAUGAUUAUCCUGGCUAUCUCACUGGUGAACUGCCAGGGGAUUAUGGUUUUGAUAUUGCGGGUUUGAGUCAGGACCCUGUGGCCUUGCAGAAAUUCUUCAAUUUUGAAAUACUUCAUGCUAGGUGGGCUAUGCUUGCUGCACUUGGUGCUUUAAUCCCUGAAAUAUUAGACCUAAUAAGAGCAUUCCAUUUUGUGGAACCUGUUUGGUGGCGAGUAGGCUACUCAAAGCUUAAGGGUGAUACCUUAGACUACCUCGGCAUUCCGGGUUUCCACUUGGCUGGAAGUCAAGGAGUGGCUAUUAUAGCAAUCUGUCAAGCCCUUCUGAUGGUUGGUCCAGAAUAUGCGCGAUAUUGUGGUAUUGAGGCACUUGAGCCUCUAGGUAUAUAUUUGCCGGGCGACAUUAAUUAUCCGGGCGGUGCACUUUUUGAUCCCUUAAAUCUCUCUAGAGAUCCCUCUUCUUUUGAGGAACUAAAGGUGAAGGAGAUUAAGAAUGGUCGUCUGGCUAUGGUUGCCUGGUUAGGCUUUUAUGUUCAAGCUGCUCUAACCGGUAAGGGUCCUGUACAGAACCUUCUCGAGCACAUUGCAGAUCCAUUGCACCAUAAUCUGCUUUCAACAAUAGAAUCUUUGCAUUUGUUCUGA
Molecule: messenger RNA, 966 nt
Organism: Striga hermonthica
Lineage: Eukaryota; Viridiplantae; Streptophyta; Magnoliopsida; Lamiales; Orobanchaceae
Source: the annotation of a GenBank genome assembly